AUGCAGAGCGAUACAGAACGACGCUACGUUCUGAGGUCCACCUUCACCGCCUUCACCGACUCUAUUUCAGCUCUCGCAUUUUCCAACGACGGAAAAUUUCUUGCAGCGUGUUCUAGAGAUGGACAGACCGCCAUAUUUCGGACAGGCAAUAGGCCCAAGCUUGUUGCCUCUUUCAUGAAUACCGACAGCCCUCCCUUGGUCGUAGUUUGGGGCAUAGGCUCCGAAAUUAUCGUCGGACUAGAAACCGGGGCAGUUAUCCGAUAUCCCAACGCCACUCAGGCCACCCAUCUGCCUCUCCCCUGGAAAAGGUCUGCUGGGGGAAACUCGCAUGAACUAUUCGACAUAGGCAAGCCGAUCCAGAGUCUUACUUUUCACGCAGAGACGAAGAGACUCUUUGUUGGAAUCGGGCCUAACGUCAACGUGUACCGGCGUCGUAGCAGUGAUCAAUGGGUUUUCGUCUCUGAGAUCCCGGAGCCACCGGCUGAAACAAGAUAUACCCGAGUACAGCAUGACCAAGAAAUUGUCCCUUCUGCAAUCCUGAUUCCUCUGUGGCUAGACCAAGUGAUUGUGUGCUAUCAAAAUGAUGGAAUUCAUGUUUGGGACCUUCGCGAUGACGGCAAAGACGUUCGGUGGCUAUGGAACAUCGCGCCUCUCAAUAGAAUGCAAGUGGAUACAUCCUCUGCUGCGUUGUCGCCCGAUAGUAUCCGCAUCGCAGCAUGGAAUGUUAGUGACGGUCUCGACUUGUACUCUGUUCGUCGUGCGAACAAGGAACAAGUAGACACCAUCAGCAUCACAUCUCCCACCGUUUCGCAGCUCAACGUCAUGUUGGAUAUUCGAUGGGUCCAUAGUGGCAAGGAGGUUCUCGUGGGCAGCAAUAUUGGGAAGCCGUUUAUCGUAAAUCCCGAUACCAAACAGAUUGUUCAAACUCUAACGCAUUCUCGAGUGAAAGCCAAUACGUCCAUCAACGCCUACUGGUCGGGCGGAAACCAGCACUUCAUCGCUACAGGAGAUCGAGAUAUGGGACGAGAGACAUCAGUCAAGUUGUGGUAUACUACUCCUCCUGGCAGGUGGGGGAAGGUCUUCAACUGCACGUCGAUUGCUUUGAACUCGGAGCUUUACUGGUGGCUGCUCCAUAUCCUCCUAUUGUGCACGAUCAUCGACCGGAUGACGAUUAGUCCGUUGCUACACCUCGCCAUGAUCGGGACCAUAAAAUUGAUGGGCAACGCUGGUCAAGCUCUCUCUGACUGGGCUAAUGAUGGUACUCGGCCGCUCCCUUCACCUUUGUUUUCUGAAGCUCCCAGUAACACAGUCGAAGUUGCUGUCACGCAGUCCGCUAUCGUAUCCGAGAGUACACCGACCGCGAUCAGCACUACGGCCACCGAUUUGUUCUCGCAGAUCUCCGUGACUCAGGUUGUCUCUUUCGAUGACACCCAGGCCACUGUCCUUUCAAACCUGAAUACUGGAACUUCUUCGACACUUCUGAACACCUUAUCCCAACCUACAUGUUCAUUGGGAGAACAAUGUGGCGGCAUCGGUUCCAUGUAG
Marasmius oreades (fairy-ring Marasmius) is the source of this 1545-nucleotide messenger RNA. RefSeq lists its product as uncharacterized. The record is from RefSeq and is a predicted model, not a curated record. The coding region runs from base 1 to 1545 and encodes 514 amino acids. Gene Ontology annotation, molecular function: protein binding. The transcript is spliced from 8 exons. NCBI's taxonomy places the organism in Eukaryota, Fungi, Basidiomycota, Agaricomycetes, Agaricales, Marasmiaceae.